UGCGAAGGGAACAACUACUCCGGACCCUACACCCCACACCAUGAUUGUCCGGCAAUGUCUGCGGCAAAGCCGCCAGCUUCGUGCGCUCAACUGCCAAUCGCGCGUCUGGGCCCGAUUCUCCUCGACCGAGACGAUUGUCGACACCCCGGCGCAGCAGCCCAACGUUGUGACUGCGACUCCAAUCGAGGAACCCACACCAUCUAGGAGGCAGGCAGGCGGAGAAUUUGAAAUCGAGAAGGUUACCUGGAACAAGGGCCUAGCACAAAAAGCUGACUUCCGCCGGCUGGGAACCACCUUGCAUGCCUUCUACAAUCCUGCAAAACUAAUUCAAGACCCUUACCAUUCUUCCGACAUCACCCUCGAACUGCUCCUUGCCAACCAGACCCACCUCGGACACUCGACAUCCCGCUGGAACCCGCAAAACUCCCGCUACAUCUUCGGUAUCCGCGAUGGCAUCCACAUCAUCUCCCUUGACGUGACCGCUGCGUAUCUGCGCCGUGCGGCCAAGGUUGUCGAGGAGGUCGCCGCCCGCGGUGGCUUGAUCCUGUUCGCCGGGACCAGAAAGGGUCAGAAGCAGAUGGUGGUGCGGGCCGCCGAGCUGGCCGGGGGGUAUCACCUCUUUGAGCGAUGGAUCGCUGGCGGUCUGACCAACGGCAAAGUGAUCCUGGGUCGUGGCGAGACCAAGGUGGUCAAUCUCCUCGACGAGGAGCUGCACGAGUUCAGAGAUGUGGCUGCCAGUCGGCCCGCCCUCAAGCCGGACCUGGUUGUCUGCUUGAACCCCCUGGAGAACACGGUUCUUCUGCACGAGUGCGGCCUCAACAACGUUCCGACCAUCGGUGUCAUCGACACGGAUGCGGACCCCACCCGCGUCACCUACCCUAUUCCUGCGAACGAUGACAGCCUGCGUGCCGUCAGCCUUAUUGCGGGUAUCCUGGGACGAGCCGGAGAGGAUGGUCAACGGAGACGAGCAGAGCUCGCCAAGCAAGGCAAAACCCUCUAUAAGCGUCUCCAAGCAAAAGAUCUCGGGCUCCGCUCUCUCAGAACGGAGGCAAAGGACGAGGAGAAUGUGUCCGCAGAGGAGCAGUAGCUGGAGGAGGAGGAGGAGUGACUACGAAGAAUUGGCGCUAUGUAAUUCUCUUUUUGAUAUCGUUUGUCUACCCGUUACUGGGUUUGUACUGUAUAGGGCAUGUAGAGCUUUUUCUUGUUUUGCCUCUGGUGUUCAGAACAUGUAUCAAUAAAUAUCAUCAAAUCAUAUGUUUUGAG
Molecule: messenger RNA, 1263 nt
Organism: Aspergillus saccharolyticus JOP 1030-1
Lineage: Eukaryota; Fungi; Ascomycota; Eurotiomycetes; Eurotiales; Aspergillaceae
Product: mitochondrial 37S ribosomal protein uS2m
Exons: 3
Coding region: 41-1087 (348 amino acids)
Biological process (GO): translation
Cellular component (GO): ribosome; mitochondrial small ribosomal subunit
Molecular function (GO): structural constituent of ribosome
Source: RefSeq, a predicted model, not a curated record